Molecule: messenger RNA, 980 nt
Organism: Musa acuminata subsp. malaccensis (wild Malaysian banana)
Lineage: Eukaryota; Viridiplantae; Streptophyta; Magnoliopsida; Zingiberales; Musaceae
Product: cytokinin riboside 5'-monophosphate phosphoribohydrolase LOG7
Biological process (GO): cytokinin biosynthetic process
Cellular component (GO): cytosol
Molecular function (GO): hydrolase activity, hydrolyzing N-glycosyl compounds
Source: RefSeq, a predicted model, not a curated record
AGGAGGAGUGUGCCUUCCUUUUGUUCUUGUAUGGAGAGGCGAGUGGCAGUGGAGGGAGAGAAAGGGAUGGAGUGCACGAUGGAGGCGGCGGCGGCGAUGGGGGUGGAGAAGGCGUCCAGGUUCCGGAGGAUAUGCGUGUUCUGCGGGAGUCAGUGUGGGAAGAAGCCCAGCUAUCAGGAGGCCGCCGUCGAGCUCGGCAAGGAAUUGGUGAAGAAUGGCAUCGACUUGGUGUAUGGAGGAGGAAGCAUUGGAUUGAUGGGCCUGGUCUCUCAUGCGGUUCAUGAUGGAGGGCGCCAUGUCUUGGGGGUUAUUCCGAAGUCCUUGAUGCCAAAGGAGUUAACUGGUGGAACAAUUGGAGAGGUUAGAGCUGUAUCAGACAUGCAUGAAAGGAAAGCGGAGAUGGCUCGCCAAGCAGAUGCCUUCAUUGCUUUGCCUGGUGGAUAUGGCACACUUGAAGAACUACUUGAGGUCAUUACAUGGGCUCAGCUUGGAAUCCACAAGAAACCGGUUGGACUACUUAAUGUUGAUGGCUUUUACAAUUCGUUGUUAUCUUUUCUCGACAUGGCUGUUGAUGAAGGGUUCAUAUCGCAAGCUGCACGUCACAUCAUUAUAUCUGCCCAUUCAGCCAAGGAGCUACUGAGGAAACUUGAGGAAUAUGUUUCAGAGUAUGAAUGCACAUUGGUGUGGGAUGCUGAGAAGAAGCCACUGAACUUUGCCCCCGAACCAGAGUCCGGUGUUGCUUCCUAACCUGCUCUCCUUCCCAUGCUCUUCAAACAAGUGUAGGACAAAGUACGACUUCAGAGUAAAUUGCUGGCAGGACUUACAAGUUAAAUGAACAACCUUUGUGUAGUCUUCUGUAUUUAAUCAAUCGGCAUAGUUCGGACACAUAGAAGGAAGUUGUCAGAUUGUAUUCAAAUUCUUCUGCAACUUGUAAGCUUUGGUGUUGCCACUUUCCCGUAUCAAAAUUGGCAUCUUUACAU